CACGGAGCGAUUCAUGGGAGCGGAGAGGGUUGAGUGCAAAUGAUUGGAGCUCACACGCAGCCGCCGUGAGCUCGAAAUGGGUAGCUGGCAGGAGGACCUCCCCGCACCAAGGCAGUUAGCAGUCCGUCCAACGUCUGUCAACCAACCCUCCUCCCCGUCCGUCCCUGGGACCCGCUGCAAAUCCACGACUCGUUACUGCCCCGACGGCACACGCGGCAUCACUUUACCGAGAGAGCGCGCGCCUCCUGCUCGCGUGUCGCGUUUCCGGGGCCUGUCUCAACUCGCAGGGUUGCUGGGCUCUCAAAAUAAAGCCAAAUCUCAUUUCGCACAGCUGACCCGCUCCUCUCCCUUUCACCUCCACGCGCACGGCAGCACAAGCUUCCCAAUGUUUUCCGUUACCACUCCCCCAUCCCUACAUGACGGUCGAGAUAAAAUGAACGGCGGCUACGAAACUCUACCCUCUCUAGAUCAAAAGCUAGAGUCGUUUCGAAGGUCCGACCAGGAACGAGACGCCCUCUUACAGGAAAUUGUUCGCCAGUAUGAACAGCUUAAGUUGGCCUUCAAUGAGAAAUGCAGCGAUUUGGACAACGAAGUGCAGGCACGUAGAUACUGGCAAUCACAGUUCAACGAAUCCACCCGGGCGCAGGCCGUCAUGCGCCAACAGGCCGAUCACAAUCCCUUCGUCUUAGUCCUUAUCGACGGCGACGGAGCUAUAUUUCAGGAUGCCUUCUUGAAGGCCGGUGCAGACGGCGGCUCGGAGGCGGCGAGCAAGCUGAUGGUUGAAAUAAAAAACCAUAUACUCGACGUUUAUGAGGGCCAGGCUGGCUCAUGGAACAUCAUCGUGCAUAUCUACGCCAACCUCGAGGGCUUAGGCAGGAAGUUAGCUUCCGUAGGUAUCCUUCGGUCGCCGCAAGAGCUGCAUACCUUCUCCCGGGCUUUUAGUCUGAAUCAAUCUUUGUUCAAUUUCAUCGAUGUCGGCAGCGGCAAAGAGAGAGCCGAUCACAAGAUUAAAGAAAUGCUGCGUCUUUUCAUCUCAAACAUCCAGUGCAAGCACAUUAUAUUCGGUGGCUGCCACGAUAAUGGAUACCUCGUUGCACUUGACCCUUACAAGAAUGACCCGGUGGCUGCCAAUCGGAUUUCUUUGCUGGAGACUACACCUGCCCAGCCUGCCUUUACCGGCUUAAAGUUCAAAAACGCACGCUUCGAGUCUGUCUUCCGCCUAGACGAGCUCCCAGAGCGUCCGGUCAUGGCACCGCAGGUUAUUCCUAUCAAGACCAACUCCCCGCACCAGACUAUGUCAUCUCCCGUGCAAAGCAUUAUCUCACCUCAGCAGCAACCGCUCCCACCAGCAUCUGCUCCCCCUAGAACCGUAACUCCGGCCACGUCCACAUCUACCAGCCAGUCAUGGGCGGCGGUCGGUAAGACGGGUAUGACGAGCAAAAGUAUCAGCAUUGCGCCCGUCAAACCAGUGCAGCGUCGCUACGUGUUGCUGAAUCUGUACGACCAGCGCAUCGACGAGAAAUUACCCAAGGUCGAGCGCAGUGCGCUUGAACGCUUUCACCUACGCAUCCAGAAGCAAAAGAUGUGCAACGAAUACCACCUGCGUGGCGCCUGCACGUCGCAGGAGUGCCCGUACGGCCAUGGCGAGAAGCUGAGUCCUGUUGAUAGGCUCGCGUUGCAGCACAAGGCGCGCAACAUUGCGUGCCCGCUCCUCAAUGAUUGCCGCGACGUCACCUGCUACUAUGGACAUAAUUGCCCCCACGAUGAAUGCUCACGUGGGGAUGGUUGUUACUUUGCCAUGACCCACGAUAUGGAUAGAUUUCCGAAAAUGAAGAUGUAUGAAGAUGGGACUAUCGAUAUUUUACCUUAAACAACAGAACAUACUCUGCGGAAACGUUCCUUUAUAGGCUCGCCAAGCAGGGACCAGGUGCGCGUAGGGAGCGGUCUUAUUUUUUAUUAUCUAAAUUGACAUCGGGGAGGGGAUGUUGCGGGGAGGUGGAGAGUGGAUGUCGGGGGCUAGGAGGUUAAGUUGAUUAGUGAUUGGUAGAUUUCGAUUGCGCUGAUGGAGGUGUUGGGGAUGAGGCUUCCUUUCUUACACUCUUUCACACAUUUUUAUACUUAAAGCAAGACGUUCGUUUCCAACUAGGAGU
Molecule: messenger RNA, 2150 nt
Organism: Aplosporella prunicola CBS 121167
Lineage: Eukaryota; Fungi; Ascomycota; Dothideomycetes; Botryosphaeriales; Aplosporellaceae
Exons: 5
Coding region: 77-1870 (597 amino acids)
Molecular function (GO): metal ion binding
Source: RefSeq, a predicted model, not a curated record